CUCAGGUAGAGCUUAUGUUCCCUUCGUUUUGAGUGUUUUCGUUUGUAUCAGAUCGUUUUCCGUGAAUUGUUAAGUGGAAAAGGUAGCUUCAGUAUGUCGAAGGCUCCUCCAGGUUCAUACCCAAAGCAGGGUGUAGGAUACCCAAGUCAGCAUCCAGCAUACCCAACCCAACCUCAGCCCAUGCAGUAUCCACUGCAGGGGCAGUUUGCAAGUGCUGCUGCAGGUGGACAAAUGUAUGGUGUCCCACCUCCUCCAUACAGCGAAAUGCCAAUAUCAGGACAUGCCCCCCAACAAGCUCCUAGUGGAAUGUACAAUCCUCAACUGCAGAUGCAGCAGUAUCCUGGUAUGACUGCUGGAGGACACUAUCCCAGGCAACAGUAUCCUGUGGGACAAUACCCUGCACAGGGUCCCCCACAACAACUGGUCCAUGGUGCCUUUGACCCAGGUGCAAGGUUUGGACCUGGAUCAUCAGUGAAUAUUCCACCCCCUCCACCAGGAUAUGCUCCCAAUACAGCUCAGGCAUUGGCUUCUCAAGGUCAGCCUGUGAAUGUUCAACAACGACAAGCUGGGUGGUUCAGUGGAGGAACAGGCGGGGGAUAUACCUUUUGGUAAACCUCUGUCAUUCAGCUGUCUGUACUGUACUCUGCUGUUAAUUAGUGAAAAUCAUUAGAAUUUAACUCAUGCUAACACAAUAAGUUUCACUGAAGUCAAUGUUGUCUUAAUGAAGAAAUCUCUGUAUACCUUGACAAAUUUGUUACCCAGUUCUGCUGAGUUCAUUUCCCAUUCUUGCUCUUGAGCAUUACCUAUUGAAAGAACUGGAAUUAAUGGUCAGCUAAAAAUUCCAUAGUUGAGGGCAUUCAAAACCAACUACAACAGUAAAUGUUGAAGAUUUUUUAAAAAUUAGGAAAAAUGGCUGACCUCUGAAAUAUUGGCUGUUAAGUUCCAUCAUGGAAUUUUACUUGCGUCAUGAUAUUUUUGGUUCCUUCUGUUUGGUUUUGUUGCAGUUUAUUUACUUAUCGUUUACAAGCACCAUUGAAUUUGAAAAACUACUGCAGUAGUCUUUCAGUGAUGUACGCUAGUAGUUUUAAAGCCUUAGUGGUUGAUCAGUUUAAUCGACUGGCUGAGCUAUUGAAAUUUUGACGAAAUGUCAAGAUUCUUGAUAUUUCAUUUCAAAGAUCUACCUCUGUUUCUGGCGCUCGGUUCUGUUUGUAGUCUAAACUGUUCAUUUUCCUGCUGAUAAUGGCUUCAAGUAUAUCUACACUUUAGUGACAUGUAAGUAGUGCAAACGCAGCAAAAUAAAGAGUCAUGUGACAUCUUG
This is a messenger RNA of Pocillopora damicornis (cauliflower coral), 1318 nucleotides long. RefSeq lists its product as uncharacterized. The record is from RefSeq and is a predicted model, not a curated record. NCBI's taxonomy places the organism in Eukaryota, Metazoa, Cnidaria, Anthozoa, Scleractinia, Pocilloporidae.